AUGACUUUUCAAACAACGCGGCCGUCUUCUACACUUCUAGUCCCCUCUAAACGGCCUCUUUCCGCCCCCAGAAACCCCACCCUCUCUAACACGACCGCUACAUACCCGCCGAUACAUAUUCGUUCAACAUCAACUUCUACGUCAACGCCGGCAGUGGCCGAAUCUAAAUCCAAGUCCAAAUCUAUCUCGGAGAAUCAGCAUGUGGAGCUGAACUCUCGGCCCACGACUGUCGAGUAUGAUUUCUCGUCCGGUCCGCAGCCGUUCUUGGAUCCGGCGUUGUGGGAGAAUGUGAAGGCGGUGGACCGGCUGCGGAGGGAGGGGGAAGGACUCGGAGAAGGAGAUGUUUACGUUAAAGAGAAAGAGGAGGAAUUGAGGAGGGAGAGGGAGAGGGAGGCAGAGUUUGGAGGGAUGGCUGUUAGGGGGAGGAUGGGGAGGUGGAAGUGA
Aspergillus oryzae RIB40 is the source of this 444-nucleotide messenger RNA. RefSeq lists its product as uncharacterized. NCBI's taxonomy places the organism in Eukaryota, Fungi, Ascomycota, Eurotiomycetes, Eurotiales, Aspergillaceae. The transcript has a single exon. The record is from RefSeq and is a predicted model, not a curated record. The coding region runs from base 1 to 444 and encodes 147 amino acids.